AUGGGUUUUGGCACGUCCACGAUCAAAUACAUUUUGUUUUUUUUCAACUUUGCGUUCGCACUUUCUGGUCUAGCAUUGUUGGCCUUGGGCUUGGUUACUCGGUAUUAUUCGACGAAAACUGAAGAGCUGGCCAACAAAGCAUCCGGAGAUGCGGCUGGUAUGGCAGCUUUGGCAUUCAUCAUCAUUGGUGGAGCCGUGUUCGUUGUGUCGUUCUUCGGCUGUUGCGGAGCUAUCCGAGAGAGCCAUUGCAUGAUCACAAUGUACGCAAUGUUCCUAUUGGCGUUUUUCCUGUUGGAGGCAGCCACUGGAGUUUUCUUGUACGUGAACCGGGGACAAGUGGAAUCGAUCACUCGAAAAUCGUUGAAUACCGUUUUUGAAGAUUACUCUAACAAGUCGGAAUCGCGCGCUUUUGUCGACGAAAUACAACACGACUUCCACUGUUGUGGUGUAGACGGACCGAACUAUUGGACCGAACGCAACGCGGCCGCUCUACCGCACACCUGUUGCCACGAGGAUGGUGGCCAAGGGACGACGUGUUCAAAGGCACAGGCGUGGCAGGAUGGUUGUCUGCAAAAAUCUAUCGACUUAGUCAAGGACAAGUCAGGCAUGCUGUUCAAGAUCAUCACGGGAAUCGCGGGUGGUGAGCUGAUCGGCAUCAUUUUCGCGUUGUGCCUGGCGAGCAGCAUACGGAACGAAGAACGUAGACAAGGAUACGCUUAA
Molecule: messenger RNA, 720 nt
Organism: Macrosiphum euphorbiae (potato aphid)
Lineage: Eukaryota; Metazoa; Arthropoda; Insecta; Hemiptera; Aphididae
Source: the annotation of a GenBank genome assembly